This is a messenger RNA of Raphanus sativus (radish), 1870 nucleotides long. Its product is annotated as UPF0481 protein At3g47200. Lineage: Eukaryota; Viridiplantae; Streptophyta; Magnoliopsida; Brassicales; Brassicaceae. The coding region runs from base 115 to 1794 and encodes 559 amino acids. The transcript is spliced from 4 exons. The record is from RefSeq and is a predicted model, not a curated record.
UAUAAAAGCCCCCUGUAUUGUACUCCAUGCACAAUUAAAUAUAUUCACAAAAGCAACGCAUCCCGCUGCCUCUAAUUAAUAUUUUUUUACCACCAAAUUUUGUUGUCAGCUGUUAUGGCCAAGGAGAACCAACCGCUGAUGGAUCUAGAGCAAGGAAUAAAGCUAACCGGUUUUACUAACGAUGAACCACCAGAGAUAGUCUUGGAUAAGAAGAAUGAAAUCGGAUCUGGUUAUGUAACUAAAUGGAGCGAAGGUUCACAUGAUCCAUGGGCUGCUCCUUACCACACUGCAACGCUAGAAGAAUUUGAAGAAUCACAAAAGCAAAAGGUGAUCGAGGAUCCAACCAUGCAGAAUGUAAACGGAACUGGUAACGUGGGUAAAUGGAGCGAAGGUUUUCGUGAUCCAUCGACUCCUAACCUCAAAAGACCUGAGAAAGCUAAGGUAAUAUCGGUCAAGACUAAACCGGUACCUGGCUCUGAACCCGACAUCUCUGGUUUAUGGCCUUCGUCGUUUAGCAAAGAGUAUUGUUGCAUCUAUAGAGUGCCUAACCGGUUACGAAGAGUGAACCCAGAGGCUUACACUCCUCAGAUGCUUUUACUGGGUCCACUCCAACAUUCUAAGAAAGCUGAAGCUCUUGAGCUUUCCAAAACCGAUUUAAGAUAUUUGGACUAUAUCAACAUGGAGCGUCACAAGAAGAAGUACCUUAUGGAAAUUGCAACAAGAUAUGGGACUGAAACCAUCAUAGAGUUCAGCAGAAUCAUUGAAAGAGAUGAACAUAUCAUAAGGGCAAGCUAUGCCGAAUCAACAGAGUGGAUCAAAUCUGCAGAGUUUGUGGAAAUGAUCCUAUGCGACGCUGUUUUCUUACUAGGGUUCUUCCUGCAAACCGGAACUCAAAAGUAUCAAAGGAACGAAGAUAUUCUAUUCGACGAGCCUUGUCUCAUUACCACUAUAUUAGAAGACCUAAUCUUGCUCGAGAACCAACUUCCUUAUGCUCUUUUAGAGGAUCUUUUUGAACCUUUUCUCUGUAAAUUUAGAUUUGAGGAAACGUUACGUGACAUUAUCCUUCGAGUGUUUAUGUUUGAAGGGAAGUUGAAAAAAGAAGUGAAGUUCAGACAUUUUACAGAUUUGUUUAGACGUGUCCGUGUGGCAACACUUCGUUUGCCUGAAGAACAAGCUGCUACAACUGAGGAACCGAAGAGCAUAAAGAGUCUAUAUAACGCAGACAAACUAGACAGUGCAGGAGUGGAUUUUGUGAAUGUGGGUGAAAAUAGUGAUUUAUCGUUGGUGAUUGUUUUCGAAGGAGGAGUGUUGACAAUGCCCUGUUUCACAGCCGAAGAUAACACCGAGAGGGUUAUGAGGAAUAUAAUGGCACUUGAGCAAUGUCAUUACACUCUUUCUGCUUAUGUUUGUAACUAUAUUGCCUUCUUGGAUUUCCUCAUCGACACUGAGGCAGACGUUGACUUGCUCGUCAAGAAAGAUGUUGUAAAGAAUUGGUUAGGGCAUCAAGGAUCGGUGGCAGAAAUGGUGAAUAAGCUGUGUUUAGGGCUUGUGGACUUUGGAUCUCACUAUGAGCCUAUAGCUGAAAGGCUCAAAAAUCAUUACAAUAGCCGUCUCCACAGAUCCGUAGCCACGCUCCGACGAGUCUACUUCAAAGAUCUUUGGACCGGAACUGCCACCGUUGCAGCCGUUGUUCUCCUGGUUUUGACUUUAAUCCAGACGGUGGCUUCUGUUCUCCAAGUGACCCAGAGCGACCCCAAGUCACCACCGCCUCCAGCUCCUCCCCGAGGACUGUAGAUUCUUUCUUGUAUACAAAGAAACAAACCUUGUAUUUUUUUUUAUUUUUCUUUUGAAGUAAAGGCUUUCAAUUUAA